Punctularia strigosozonata HHB-11173 SS5 is the source of this 1216-nucleotide messenger RNA. RefSeq lists its product as uncharacterized. NCBI's taxonomy places the organism in Eukaryota, Fungi, Basidiomycota, Agaricomycetes, Corticiales, Punctulariaceae. Bases 264 to 1151 code for a protein of 295 amino acids. The record is from RefSeq and is a predicted model, not a curated record. The transcript is spliced from 4 exons.
UUUGAUGCUCAACCUGUGCACAACAGCUUUCCAUCACGGUCAAUGUAGGAGACCCUCAUGUGCAUCGCGACCUGCCUCUCAGGUGUUUAAUACGCGAUGAUGCCUUCCGCACCGAUCGCUGUCAUUAGUGAUGCCUUGGGUUCAUGACCGGACAUAUAAGGGUCCCGUCGGGGACGGAGACCGGACUCUCGUUCUUUCCGUUCUGUCUGCUCCAGCUUCGUCUUUGGACGCAUAGACGCAUCUCUGUCCCGAUGCGUUAUUCCAUGUUUCUAUCGGCUGGCCUUCUGUUCGGCGUCCUCUCCCUUGCUUCAAAUCCGGUCCUCGGCUGCACUACUCAGUCCCAACCGAACCCCAUAUUCCAGCAAUAUCUUACUACGCCCACCGGGACGAACAAUGGCACCACGGUCAUAAUACCUAUCGACCUUGCACUGGCUCGGAGUAUAGUGCCUUCGCAAUACCCCAUCUUGACCCAAGCCUACCAGUCACUACUCCCAGAUUUUCCUCAGGAUAAGUAUCCGAUGUACCUGCACUCCAUCUUGGACCAUGAUAUCAGGGAGCUAGGUAUCAAUCUCGUUCCGGAUUUCACGCAAGCCGGUCUGCGCUUUCCCUUCGUCGACCGCCUGAACGACGGCACCAGCUCAUUCGUCUGGGAGCUGCCCCUCCUCCUUUCGGUGAACCUCGUCGCGGUCCUCGGCUCCAUCUCGGUCGACGAGACCCACGUCGGCUCCUUUGAGCCCUCAUGCGAUCCCUAUGCCGCUGGGUCCGCCGCAGGAGAGACGUACUUUAGGGCGUGGAACGGCGUCGACCAGCUGCUGGGCAAGCAGCCCAGCUUCGCGGGCAACUUCACGCGUGUCGACAGCCAGCCAUAUCCCAUCGGAUUCUACAAAAACAUCACCAACCAGCCCCUCUUCGGCAGCGUCAGCACGACCACCUGCGACAACUUCAUCACGCUGUUCAACAGCUCCGUCACCGCCGCGCCGUUCGCGCCGGUGCCGGUGAAGGGCACGCUCACGGUCCUCCCGCCGUUUUUCCCGACGGCGACGACGUUCACGGACGUGUUCGGGCUCCAGAUGGACAACGCUUUCGUGGAGCACACCGGCGUCGAGUGCAGCGCGUUGAAGGGGUAUUCGGGCACGGGACCCGGCGACUGAUAGUCCUGUUAUGUAAUAGGUACUACGAUAGCAUCUUCCGCAAUAAUCACUGCGUCUCAGACUCC